UAACUUCUAACUUCAUUCAGUUUAUUCUUGGAUGCUCUUCAUUAUUUGUUUAAGUCUUCAACUCUCUAUGGUGGUGUGUUUAAGCUACAGUAGAGUAGAUUAGGGAAGUCGCCCAACCCCCAUAAUUUCAAUGAAAAAGAUCUGUUGGGUUCUUGUUUUUUGCAGUCCAGAUAGUGGUUUUUAUGGUUUCCAAUCUUUGAUUUGAUGAUGCUUUUUCGGUGCAGGUUUUCAUUUGGCCACCUAAUUUGAAGAAUCAGUUUUUUGUUUUGGCUGGGAAUUCAUUUUGAUCCCUGGUUUUGGUCGAAUAAGAGGUUGGGAUAAAUAGAGAAUGGAUGCCCAGCAAAUUGUUUCCUCUGCUACUCAGAUUGUUUCUGGCAUGAUUGGUGCGGUGGGCGCUCUGGAGCAAGCCUCGAGAAACCUCGAUGCAGCUCCUGGUAAGAUCAGAAGCCUCGAAGAGUUCAUGCUUGAGCUCGAAAAUUUGGUUGGGAGAGUCAAGCAAAGACAUGCUCAAAAGGUCCAUAAUCCCCAAUUAGAAAACCAGAUUCAUAGCCUUCACUCCUUGAUCGAAAGAUUACAACCCAAUGUCAGGAAAGUGAAGAAGAUUGUGUCACAGAGCACAGUUAAGAAUUGGGCAUCUGUAGUUUGGGAUUCAAUGGUUGGUGAUCCUCUCUCUAAAUCGAUUUUUUCAAUUAGGCAAGACCUGAACCAUUGGCUUGAAUUGCAGCACUUAACAGAAGACAUUGAGAGAGCCAUUGAUUCCAACGCCAAGAGUGUGCCCCUACUGUUCAAGACUAGCUCUGAUAAGGGAUACCCAAUUUAAAAUAGUCGAUAUGUGAAGAGUUUAUUGGUGCAAAAGAAAUCUCAUAAAGUUGUUCUUAUUGUGGGGUUAUCAGGAAUUGGAAAGUCUUGUUUGGCUAGACAGGUGGCCUCUAAUCCACCAAAGAGGUUCAUUCAUGGAGCUAUUGAGCUAAGCCUCGGGCAAUGGUGUAGUAGAACAGCUUGUGAUGGGAGUAAUUCCAAGUAUAGGGAGCGUUUGGCCAAGGAAAUUUCCAGGUUCUUGGUUCAAAUUGGUUGUGAUAAGAAGAUUUUGCAAGAGACUAAUGGGGACCUAGAUGCCGUAUGUGCCUUGCUCCAAGAAACUUUGGUUGGGAAGAGCAUUUUGGUAUUUCUAGAUGAUGUUUGGGAGCAAGAUAUAGUAGGCCGUUUCGCCAAAUUGCAUGGCAAUGAUUGCAAAUACUUAGUUACUACUAGAAAUGAAGCUGUUUAUGAGAUUACUGAAGCUGAGAAGGUAGAAAUAAGCAAAGAUGAUCUGAGAGAAAUAAGCAAGGCUAUUCUUCUACAUCACACCCUUCUUACAGAAGAAGAGCUACCGGAUCUUGGGGAGCGCUUGCUUGAACGUUGUGGCCACCACCCUCUUACGAUUGCAGUCAUGGGGAAGGCUCUAAGGAAAGAGACCAGGCCAAAGAAGUGGGAAAAUGCCAUAAACAAUCUUUCCACUUAUGCAACAUGUGCACCGGGCCCUGUUUCUUAUGUGAAUGAGAAAGAGGCAGAAAAUGUUCCUGUAUUUGGAUCGUUUGAAUUUAGUUUGGAAGCCAUGCCUGCACACUCCAAAAGACUUUUUAUUGCACUUGCAGCUGUUUAUUUGGCAGAACCAGCCCCUGAGGCCUGUCUUGAAGCUCUUUGGUACUCUCUAGGUCAAGGUAGUGUAUUCUCUCUGGUGGUCUGUAAGCUUGUUGAAGGCUCUCUAUUGAUCAAAGAUGAUUCAAAUCCAAUGUACUAUGUACAUGACAUGGUUUCUCUUUAUUUUGAUAGCAAAGUAGAUGAAGCAGUUAACAUUCUUUUAACCCAAUCUAGUUCAGAAAGUGCAGCAUCAGUUGCCCCAUGGCUUUUUUCCUCUGGGAAAGAGAAGGUGAAGAUAGCAGCAGAAGAGAAACUGAUGAGUUUCCUCAGUAUAUCACAGGAAAGGUUGGGAGUCGUUACUUUAGAAGCCAUAGUCAAUGCUCUUAUGGCUAGUAAAUCUGUCUCUGACUUGGAAGCAAGCAGCGCUAGCUUUAGAAGUAUAAUUGGACCAAGAAUAGUGGAACUAAUAUCGAUUGGUUCUCCAUAUAUCAGAGCAUCAGCUGCUAGGUGCAUGGUGAACAUAUUUAGCAGGGAUGAUUAUUGCCAAUACCAUCAAUCUCUUGAAGAUGUCAGUGCGAUUGAUAAGCUUGCCAAUCUCUUGGAAAACUGUGACAACCCAGUUAUCCAAACUGAUGUAUCGGGUGUCUUGGCAAAGCUUGCAGAGUAUGGAAGCCAAAAAACAGUAAAUGAAGUGUUACUUAAGAUACCCAUGAACAAGCUCGCACAAUUGCUUGAUCCUGAUGCAGAAGAGGGGCAUGAUAGCUUAUUUACUACACUAAUGUCCUUGGCUAAGGCAGGCAUCAAAGUGGAGAGGAUGUUUGCCUCAGGCAUUGAUAAGAAGCUUAUCAAACUUCUUGAAAGCGGUUCUGAGGUUACCCAACAUCAUGCCAUGGUUGCCUUGAAGUCAUUUUACGAGCUGGGUGGAACCCAUGCUAGCGAUUGUCUUAGACCUGGGACUUUGAACCUUUUGCCAUGGCAAGCUAGGCUUAGCUUAGAGAAGUUUACUCUCUUGGAUAGAAAUGUCCCAAUUCUCCAAAGUCCUUUGAUAGGGAAGUUAGUGUCCCUUUUACAAUAUGGGAAUCCUGAUGGGAUGAGAUCAGAGAGCGCCUUUUUGCUCAUGAAACUCUCUUGCUUUGGUGGUGCACCUUGCAUUUGUAAGAUGCUCGAUUAUGACACAAUUCAGGCUUUGAUUAAGAUGAUGCAUUGUAACAUGAAAGAUUUGCAAGACUCAGCAUACACUUCAGUGCACGAGAUGCUUUUUGGGGAGGGUGGGCCUCUUCUUCUUAAUCGAAUCCUUCGGACUGGCCAAAUUGAGAAGUUGGUUCAUUCUCUCGAUAGCAAAUCAAUUAAGACAAAGGAGGUUAGCUUAUUAUGCCUUCAAGAUCUUGUUGAGGUCGGCAGCAAGGCAUGCAUUGAUAAAAUCUUCUCCCUUCAUGUCAUUGAGAAAAUAGCACUCGAUAAGAACAACUCCAAAAUUAAGGAUAUUAUUGUGAAUUUUGUUAAGGGGUUGGAUAAGUGUAAGAAUCUGUCCAGUGCAGAGCGUGGAGUGCUGAAGCAGCAAAUAAUCAGGAAAGUUAGCGCAUCAGUGGGUCACAAACAGGAAGCACAUAUUAUAGCUGCAGUUGAGGGCUCAGUGGUUGAAGGUUCAAGGGUGGGGAGUAGUAAGCACAGGAAAUAGCUUCUUGACACUCCUAUUUUUGUCCUUUUUUUUUCUAAUCUGAUUCUUUUCUUGCAAAGCUUCAGCAACUGGGUCGUAAUGGUUAGUGAGAGGUGCAUUGGCUUCUGAAAAUUCAAUUCGAGCAAUGAAAGAAGAUGGGGCGUUCCUCAGCAACAGAUCAAUACAGGGAAUGGAAUAUGUAAAACUGUAUGUCAACGUGUUCUUUGUCUUCCAAUCAAAUGGAAGGUGGAGAGAGAGUGGGUUGAACAUCGGGUGCAUGUCUUGCUUUGGGUCUGUCCCACUCUCCGGUUAUCAGCAUCCCAUUAUUUCUUUGGGUUAGAGAUGACCUCAACAGGCUACAGUUUCACAUGAACAUUUUGAUUGUAGUGUACUUCCCGGCAUAUUCUCAUUGGUGUAGUGUUGAAUGGACCAGGAUUAAGCUGAGCACUAAAUUUCUGGCUGAAUUUCCCUGGACUAUAUUGGCCAAAGUAUUGGCAAGAUCCAAACCUUGAGGGAGCAGCAACCAUGGGAACAAGAUACACUUUCUGAAGGGCCACCAAGAUUUCUAUCUACUCCUAUUCUCCUACUAUGCGAUGCUUCUUCUUGCCAUGCCUAACUGAUAUGAUCAAGAUUGAACAUCUUCAUUCGUGCAAUUAAUGGCUACCCACAUGGCAUGUAAAUUUAUAUUACAAGAUGAGAUGAAUUCUUCUGUUCACAGGAUGCUGUCAGUUUUAUGCUUGGGAUAUUUGAUUCAUUUGAAAUCACUUACACGUAAGCAUGAAGAUGAAUGGUGAGGCAACCAAUCAGCUUCGUCGGACCUUUUGCUUAUCCAGUAGGUUCUGUUUCUUGUAACUCGCCUUCCUUUU
This is a messenger RNA of Amborella trichopoda, 4143 nucleotides long. Lineage: Eukaryota; Viridiplantae; Streptophyta; Magnoliopsida; Amborellales; Amborellaceae. The record is from RefSeq and is a predicted model, not a curated record.